CGAUCGCAGUUUGUUUGGCAUGGCAAGGCAAGCGCCACAACCAAUAGGCGCCUUGGCAGCAAGUGGAGCCGCACGCGGAGCUCGGACAACACACAAAAAACUGUGUCGCCAUGGCAGCUGCGGCCAAUGGCGCGGACGACCAUGAGCUGCCGAUCUUCCACCCGUCCCCUCCGUGCGCGCACUACUACGUGCAGAGCCCCUCCGCGGCGUCGCACACGCUCAGCCACCCAGCGUCCGAGUCCAUGGCGCUCAUCCUCUCCCCGUUCCCCAACCUCCACCACGACGCCGACGACGCCCGCCCCUCCCGCGACGGCCGCGACCACGACCACGACCACGAGGAGGCCUCGCGACUCACCCUGUCCCGCUACUCCUCCUCCCGCGGCUCCAACAGCUCCUUCCCCGCCGGCGACAAGAAGCCCGGCCGACGGCGGCAGGUGCUGAGGGUGCUGUCGGGGCGCUCAUCGGGCGGCGUCCGCGGCGACGACGACGCGGACGGCGAGGCCCAGCGGAGCGGGGCGUGGCGGUACGUGAAGCUGGACCCGGAGGCCCCCUGCUGCUGCAUCGCGUUCCAGGUGGCGUGGCGGGUGGCGGCGAGCGCGGCGCUGGCGCUGCUCGUCUUCGUCCUGGCCACUAGGCCGCGGCACCCCGGGGUGUCCUUCAGGGUCGGCAGGGUCCAGCGGUUUGCGCUGGGCGAAGGCCUGGACGCCUCGGGCGUCGAGACCAGCUUCCUCAACUGCAACUCCUCCGUCGACAUGGUGGUCGAGAACCACUCCAAGGUCUUCACCCUGCGCGUCCGCCCGCCGCUGCUCGAGAUGUCCUUCGGCCGCUUCGUCUUCGCAACCUCGCAGGCACGCCUCGCACUCGCACACCCCUCGUCUCCAUCGAUCAGCUAGCUGAAUAGCUGAUCGAGCACGUGCACGCGCACGCAGUGACAGAGCCGGCUGAUUUAUUAGCUGCUGCAGCGAGACGGCGGGUCGUCGCACGACGUCGGGCCGCGCGGCACCUCGACGGUGAGGCUCUUCGUGGCGGCGCAGGAGAAGCCCAUGUACGCUGCGGGGCGCGGCAUGCAGGACCUGCUCGAGUCCAGCCGCGGCCUGCCGCUCACCAUCACGGUCAGGGCGCGGUCCCGGUACCGAGUGGUGGGGAGCCUGGUCAGGCUCACGUACCGCCACGACUCCCAGUGCGUCGUGCUCCUCAGGAGGAGGCCCAACAGGAGCAACGGCAUCGUCGCCGCCGCCGGCAGGGCCACCUGCUCCGCCGCAAGCUAGCGCGCGCUUUGCCUGGAUCGCGUACAGGAGCAACCGGAAUUCCUAGACGUACGUACCGUAAGAGGCAUGUCCGUGGGUGUGUAACCAUGAUUUUUGUGAUGCGUUGCAGUGUGUGACCAUGAACAACUGUGAUGUGGCGUGCGUGCACAGUGGUGUUUCACCGAAGCGACAGUGCAUAGUGGCGUGCCACUUCCCUUUUUUGAUUGGUUCCUUGUGCACUGUGUGUGUACUAUCGUUCCGUUCCGCUAUGCUUGUCCAAGACCUUGGGAGAGAGAACACGUCUCUCGAUGUUUGUCCAUUAAGAAGCAAACAGAAUUUCUAGACGUGCCGUAAGAUGCAUGAUCACGGGGCACAUAGUGGUGUUCCUUUUUUCAAUGAACAAUUCAGUUCUGAACAA
Messenger RNA from Panicum hallii, 1665 nucleotides. RefSeq lists its product as uncharacterized. The record is from RefSeq and is a predicted model, not a curated record. Bases 111 to 893 code for a protein of 260 amino acids. The transcript is spliced from 2 exons. Lineage: Eukaryota; Viridiplantae; Streptophyta; Magnoliopsida; Poales; Poaceae.